Seminavis robusta is the source of this 1145-nucleotide messenger RNA. NCBI's taxonomy places the organism in Eukaryota, Bacillariophyta, Bacillariophyceae, Naviculales, Naviculaceae. The record is from the annotation of a GenBank genome assembly.
AUCUUUGGAUCUUUCGAUCACACGAGGAAAACAGAUGUCAGGUUUCAACGUUCUUUUCAGAGCUCUUCCAAGCUACAAGCAUAAAGCAUUCGUCUUGUACAAGUACUAGUACCAUACCUUCCUCUUGUGCAAACAACAAUUAAUUGCAAGAUCAAGAUGUGGAAGAUCCAACAAGCGGCGUUCUCCUCGGGCUUGGCUCCAACAACAGUUGUAGUGCGCCACAAGCGGACCAAAGUUGGAUCCUUGGUUCCAGCGAGAUUAUUAUCAUUAUCUUCUACAGAACUCGCCUCCUCGUCGUCGUUUUGGUUGGCAGAUCAAGUCUUGUCGUCGUCGUCAACACCUUCUACUACCACCUUUGAACCCGUCCUCAACGUUCCUGCCCUGGCAUCCUUUGUCUUGAUCAUGACCAUGGCAUUCGUUCUGCGCCAACGGGUCAAUUCCAUCAAUGACGCCGCCCAAGCACGGAUUGCCGCCCUGGAAGCCUUGCGAGACCGAAAAUCCAAAGAAUUGAAUCAAGAAGCGACGACGGAAGAGGUUCAACAAGCCAUCACAGCCUAUCAAAAUGCGCUCACAGCCGAAGAAUCGCUACGGACAUUGGCACCGGGCAUUCGUUUGCGAGCUCCCAACAAUCCGCUCUUGUCGGAAAUGGAUCAACAAGCGGCACGGCAAUUUCUCAGUAACAACAAUAACAACAACAACAACAAUACGACACCCUUGUUGCAAGAAUUACUCGACAACAGCAACAGCAAUAAUAAUAAUGAGUAUGAUCCACCCGUCGAAUUUCCACCCGUGGCACUGGGAGCACUCUGGACAUUUGUCUUUGGAUCGCAAAUACUCCUCUUUUUGUUUCUAACAAUGAACGACACGGUCGCUACAGAAGUAUUUGAUAGUCUGGCAGGAGAUGCGAUCGUCCAGGAAGGUCUGGGAAUGACACCCGCCAGCACCGUGGCAGAAACAGUCGGUGAUAUCAUGAGUAUGGAGUAAUUUAAAUAAAAUAAAAGCUACAUGUAGUAACAUACAUACUAGACAGUAUUGGGUGGAAGGAAGAAGCAUGCUAGCUUUUUAAAUUUGACAGCAAUGGCUAGCUAGCUAGCUAGCUAGCUAGCUAGUGCCAAAGAUGCUACCAGAGUUCAAAGCUGACAGAC